Ogataea parapolymorpha DL-1 is the source of this 897-nucleotide messenger RNA. RefSeq names its product Reduced viability upon starvation protein 161. NCBI's taxonomy places the organism in Eukaryota, Fungi, Ascomycota, Pichiomycetes, Pichiales, Pichiaceae. Gene Ontology annotation, molecular function: lipid binding; protein binding. The transcript has a single exon. Gene Ontology annotation, cellular component: mating projection tip; actin cortical patch; Rvs161p-Rvs167p complex. The record is from RefSeq and is a predicted model, not a curated record. Gene Ontology annotation, biological process: plasma membrane tubulation; actin cortical patch localization; endocytosis. Bases 1 to 897 code for a protein of 298 amino acids.
AUGUCAUGGCUUGGGUUUAAAAAAGCUGUCAAUCGUGCCGGAGCACAUGUGAUAUUGCGCACAAACAAGGGUGAGCCCUCUGUUGACCCUGAGUUCGACGCCCAGGAGGCCAAUUUCCGCAAACUCGAGACCUACACCAACGAGCUGGACCAGGAACUGGGCCGUUUUGUAAGCAACUUCGAAAAUCUGCUUGAGACUCAGAUAAAUAUGGCUAGAACACUGGACUCGUUUUAUGGAGACUAUAGCUUUGAGCUCAAGGCCGAUAAGCGGCCGGAAGCUGCGGAGACGGAGCACAAGGUGAACCCCAGAGACGGUAUUUCGCUGGACUAUCUGCAGAUGGUGGAAGACAUCAAAGACAAUAUUCUGCCAGAAAUUCUGGAACCAAUGAACAUCACGGUCGUGGAGCCGAUUAACGAGCUGAAGAAGUACAACGACGAGAUCAACAAGCUGAUCAAGAAGCGCGCACGCAAAAAGGUGGAUUACGACGUUUCACGAUUCAAGCUUUCGAAAUUGCAGAGCGAGUAUGAAGCAAUUGAGCGACAGGUGACCGAGCAGCACCACACCGAGAAAACAGACCAGUUACAAAAGAGCCUGGACAAGCUGCAGAAGUUCAAAGUUGAGUACGACGAGGCAGAAACUAUCUACAUGGACAUCAACACACGGCUCAAGAACGAAAUCGAGCAGUUUAUUGCGCUGCGGCUGUCACUGGUGGACCCUACCUUUGAGAGUUUCAUUAAAAUCCAACUCAAGCUGUAUAGCGACAUAUAUGCCAGGCUGGAGCAGAAGCAGCAGCAGCUGGACGCCAUGACUGUUGAGGAACAUGAGGAGGAGAAAAUUGACGCAAGGCUGGAGGAGAUACUGUCCCGUAUGAGAGCUCUAGAUAUUAAAAAUUUAUGA